Messenger RNA from Funneliformis mosseae, 219 nucleotides. Lineage: Eukaryota; Fungi; Glomeromycota; Glomeromycetes; Glomerales; Glomeraceae. The record is from the annotation of a GenBank genome assembly.
AUGCAUUUGCAAGGAAAUGACUCAGAGAUUGCAAAGCUAAUAUCUGUUUUUUUGCUCAGAAAAAUUGAGGAUGGAGAACAUAAACUUUCAAUGAGUUUUACUAAGGUUAAUAUGGUUAAUUUAUUCUUGACUCUACAUGUUAUAUGCAUAACUGAUGACUAUUUUAUUCUAUCUAGAAUAUCGAUGAGAGCAAAUGAAAUUGGAUUAGAGUUAAUGUAA